Molecule: messenger RNA, 1382 nt
Organism: Alosa alosa (allis shad)
Lineage: Eukaryota; Metazoa; Chordata; Actinopteri; Clupeiformes; Clupeidae
Gene: glod5
Product: glyoxalase domain containing 5
Exons: 4
Coding region: 137-625 (162 amino acids)
Source: RefSeq, a predicted model, not a curated record
CAUUGUCAUGCACUAUAAUAACCAGGCGCACACCUAAGGUCGAUUUUCUCCGUUCCCGGAAGUGGCUCCUGAUGAAAUAUCUCGCUCCGCCUAUAUAUUUAGAAGAAGUUUCAACAUACUUCUGUUAACUUCGACGAUGGCUUUGAGGACACUCUGCGUUUUAUCACGUUUCCAACUAGCCUAUAGCAAGCCCCUGCUAUAUCGACUGACAUCUGGAGUCCGCUUCAAAAGUGCCUGCCCGGUUCAGAUCAGCCAUGUGGACCACCUGGUUCUGACUGUGCGCAGUGUGCCCAAAACUAUUGAUUUUUACACCUCAGUUUUGGGUAUGGAGGUUGUUACCUUUAAGGGAGACAGAAAGGCCCUGGGCUUCGGCCAGCAGAAGAUCAACCUGCACCAGUCUGGAAAAGAGUUUGAGCCCAAAGCCCAGAGCCCCACACCAGGCUCAGCCGAUUUGUGUCUAAUCACAAAGACUUCUCUCACCACCGUAGCCGCCCAUCUCCAGGACUGUGGAGUGGCCAUUGAAGAGGGGCCGGUGGAGAGAAGUGGAGCAGUGGGCCCAAUCACUUCCCUGUACUUUAGAGAUCCGGAUCAGAAUUUAAUUGAGGUGUCCAACUAUAAUCAGUAGACACAAGAGGGCAGUGUUGAACCUCUUUAAAGCCUUGCUUUUGCAAUUUGUCAGUAUGUUCAAAUCCCUGACAACCCUCAUUGGACAGCGCCAAAAAUGAUUUGGCUGAGGAUUUUGUUAAAGCAGACUAUUAAGAUCUUAAAGAAAAAACUCAAACUUCAUUAUUAGUUCAUCAUCGACUUGACUUUUUUUGCAAAUACACUACCAGCCAAAAAGUUUAGACACACCUACUCAUGAAUGGCUUUUUCUUUGUCUGACUAUACAUUUUUCUCUAUUUAAUUUGCCAGUCAGAUUUGUGAUUGUCAAUCAUGUGCAUCUGUUAAUCUUAACAUGGCACUAAGAGGCAUAGCCUGCGUGGAGGAGGUUAUGAGCUACACAGCCUAAGCAGACCCUACUUGAUUGCCACAGGAACAAAUAUGAUUUUGGCCAGGGCUGGUCAACUGGCUGUUUCCAACUCACGCAAGCCUGAGCUUAAAACAGGCAGCGCACUCACACACACUGGCUGAUAGCAUCAGUUACUGGGGUCAGCGCCUAAUGACUUUCUGCCCAGCUGAUGCUGUUGGUGGAAAGUGCUUCGAGAUGUAUUUUCUAGUCAUAAUUCUUGCCUACUCUGCAAAUACUGCUGCAUCCAAACCUAAUGGACUCUGGUUUAUCCACUUGUGUUCAUAUUUUGAAGCAACAGAGCUGUUUUUUAUAUUAAAGCACUGACAUGUUGCAAUGCUCCUGUGAUAUUCUAAUAAAUAUGACAACAUAUUAA